UGUUAUAGUUCAUUAAAAAUAAUUUAGUUUAUAAUUUAAUUGAGACAUCACUAUGUAGUGAUUUUGUUACAUCAUAUACAUAUGAUUCAGAAGAUACAUGAUCUUAAGGAAAUUCCUCCAAAUCCGGUGCUUCAAUUACAAAAAAAAAAAAAAGGGAGAGAAAAAAAGAAGAAAAUCUUUAGCUGACUUAGUGUGAUUCACCCAUGGAAUAUGGAAAAUGAAUUAGGACAAUUGGAAACCUUAGCAAAACAAGAGACAACUGCUCAUCUCUAUGAAGAGUUUUUGAAUUUUUUGAACCGACAUUUUGAAGUUAAAAGACAGACACAAUCUGUCAGUGGAAAAGAAUGGAGGAAAUCAACAUAAUGAAGAAGAUACAGGACACAUCGUCUCCUUCUGAUGGCCUGAAGUGAAGAAAGUAAAGCGAAAUAUAACCAAGAUGGAUAAAGAAGAACAGAAAAAGCCUUUAGACAUCUUUAUAACCAUAUUUAAUUCCUUUGCCCCAAACCCAGAUUUCACGUCGCUUUUUCACUGAAGCACUGUGUCAGAAUGAGAGAGAGACACAGUCCACACGAGCAAAUGCAUCAUUCUUUGUUUCUUAAAUGGUUACAUUUCUGGUACUAAUUAGGAGGUUCAAUGGAACAAAAGUUCAAUUAGUUUAAUAGGAAACAUAUAUAUUGAAAUAUAACUUAAAGUUGAAGAACUCACGGAGUCCACUCACAAUUUGUCAUACAGAUUUUAAUCUAAAUCUGUAUCCACUAAACUAAAACCAAGAAUUGUAUUCUUUUUACUAAUUAUGUGUUUGGUUUGACUUCAUUUGGUGGACUUAUUUUGUGCCCUUGUAUGAACUCUCAAUAUCCACUGACGAAAAGGAGGCCUCCUCUCCUCCUUCAUUUGGACAGCUGCAUGUGGGACUUGUAUUGCGCACUCAUCAAAAUGAGACAUGAUGGAUUAAAGACCCAAAAAGUGUAUGGCAAAUCAAAGAGUGGUGUAUCUAUCAGUCACAGUCGAGAUGGAUAUGGCCAGAACAUUACCUGUGUCCUCUCAGGGGACGAAAAUAUGACACAAAUCAAUUGGGAGAUGCUAAGAGGCCCGAAUCGCACCAAACUGGGCACGUUUCACCCACAUUUUGGAAUUUACGUAGUGCAAGAAUAUAAGCCUAAAGUGAAGAUCCAGAACAAACGGACUCCUUAUCCAUCAUCAUCCCUUCUCAUUAAAGUAGUAUCAAAUGAGAGCGUGCAAAUCUGUUGUGCGUUCAUAACAUUUCCUUCGGGUAAACUUGAGCAGUGCACUGAUAUCAGUAAGAAAGAUGUCAGUAUCAACACGUCUAUGAUAAAAGAUUUUACAUAUGUGGAACAAGAACCAAGGCUGGGAUUAUUUGGACGUUUGGGUGCAAUGACUAUUGGAACUAUUCUUUCCCUUUUUAUCCUGACCAUCCUAUUCUACUUAUGCAGAAAAAACAGCUGUAGAAGGAGGAAGUCCUUUGAAAUACGAACAUACUUGACAGACUUACCGGCUGAGACAUUUGCUGAAGAAUCAGUUGAUGUACCAACUUCUCAAAGUUCUCCAAAUGGCUUUGACCCCUCAAAACUUUAUGCCAAGAUCAAAAAAGACCUUUUCUAUGGCCGGCUGUGGAAGUCUUACCAAGGCCAACCCAAAUCAUGGACACAAGGUACCAUGACUGAUCAAGGACAUGUUUAUCACUUAUUAUUACAGCAGAGAAAUGUGGAGGGCAGCCCUUUGAGGCCAGAUACAACAGAAUGAUUACAUUUCAGUAGUUUAUAGUUUCCAGUCUUUCCAGUGCGAUUGAGAGGAAUCUCGUCAUUUUUGUGUAAUGUAAACUAGCUUGAAGCAGAUUGCAAUGCAUUAUGUAAAGAAAAGAAUGCAUUAAUAGUUUGAACUAAUAUUAAAAGAAAUUAAUUCAUAUUUUGUUUUCAGGUUAAGAUAAAUGUUUCUAACACUGAAUAAAUGUAUAAAUAAACGUUAAUGUGAGAAUCUAACAGACAUGCAAGUCUUUUGUCAUGAGUCAAGU
This is a messenger RNA of Sinocyclocheilus grahami, 2029 nucleotides long. RefSeq lists its product as uncharacterized. Gene Ontology annotation, biological process: cytokine production; positive regulation of natural killer cell cytokine production; positive regulation of immunoglobulin mediated immune response. NCBI's taxonomy places the organism in Eukaryota, Metazoa, Chordata, Actinopteri, Cypriniformes, Cyprinidae. The coding region runs from base 841 to 1761 and encodes 306 amino acids. Gene Ontology annotation, molecular function: cell adhesion molecule binding. The transcript is spliced from 6 exons. Gene Ontology annotation, cellular component: external side of plasma membrane. The record is from RefSeq and is a predicted model, not a curated record.